This is a messenger RNA of Microplitis mediator, 8042 nucleotides long. RefSeq lists its product as uncharacterized. The record is from RefSeq and is a predicted model, not a curated record. The transcript is spliced from 4 exons. Bases 1 to 3813 code for a protein of 1270 amino acids. Gene Ontology annotation, molecular function: protein binding; stretch-activated, monoatomic cation-selective, calcium channel activity. Lineage: Eukaryota; Metazoa; Arthropoda; Insecta; Hymenoptera; Braconidae. Gene Ontology annotation, cellular component: plasma membrane. Gene Ontology annotation, biological process: calcium ion import across plasma membrane.
AUGCGACUCGAGCAUCCGCCCCGUACCACGGGACCACCACCACCCACGACCAUCAAGACGAAGAGCUUACGUAAGUACGUCAUCACCACUGCUAAUACCAAAGUCAGCAACAACAUCAACAACAGUAACAGCAACAGCAACAACCCAACCACCACAAAGUUAUCCUCAAAUCGUCGGUAUUUACGCUCCACAUUCGCAGUUAACAGAAUUAUACGCUCUUCGUCGUCACUAUUGUUUUACUGUCAACGUCAUGUUCUCCAAUCGCGACGCAACGACAGUACUCAGGCUGCUGCCCGUAACCGUUUCGCCGUGUCCGAGCAGAUUGCCCGUGUCUUGUAUGAUCGCACGGACACUCUUACUAAGGACGGUGCUAAUCAUAACGAUGAUGAUGAUGAUGAUGAUUAUGGUAACAAUGAUGAUAAUGAUGAAUAUGAGGAGAAAGAGGAGGAAGGAGAUGAAAGCCCACACCUCACUUAUGACAAUUACGAUAACGAGGAGCGGGUACACCGCAGCACUGCCUUCAAUGUCACAUCAUCAUCAUUAUCAUGCAAGACCGACGUCUACACGUGUCGUGUCUGCGGCACGAGCCAUACGUUCCAGCCGAGCAAUGUCGCGACCGGUUCUCGGCGUCACGACCAGGUCAAAAUCACGUCCGCACUAUGCCAACAGACUACUACUACUACUUGUACUACUACUACUUCUACUACUACUACUACUACUCGUACUAAUAACACUAAUAAUAAUUUUAACAUUAAUAUUAAUAAUAAUAGAGAUAAUAUUAAUCAUGAUACUAUUACGGCUACGUCUUUUCCCAAAAUGCUUAAUAACACUGCCUUCAAUUAUCAUCAACAAAAACAUAAACAUAAACAGCGACAACCCAAACCAAUGGAACAACAACAACAGCAACAAUUACACCAACAACAACACGAAAAGAAUAUUCACGAUGAGGAGGAUACUAACGAGAACAAGAAGACGACGCGCGUGGCUGCCCCGGACGGCAAAUUUCUACGACAGAAACCGGGCGAAGCCGAAAUUAAUCCCGAAUUACUUACGAAUAAGAGUGACACGAGAGCCGAUAAAAAAGUACCGCGUAAAAGACCACACUGGCCUGAGAAUAACCACGUACACAACAACACUGCCUCGCUUAAAACAGGAAAGUUCAGCGGCCUCCGGAAAUCAUGGCGUUCCCGCAAAACGAGCACCGCAAAUUGUCGCGGGUUCACUCGCGGUAGGAGCUACGGUAUGCUGUUCUUUCUGUACCUGUUGGCAUUGCCGUUCCUACUCGGCGAUCCAUUCAACACUGGGGUACUUGCCAGUGAGUCCGCUGUCCAGAAUCCCAUGCUCGUGGGAAACCUGACGACGCGCAACGCGUCCUUAGAGCGUGUUCGCAGGUUUGAGUCUCACCAGCAGCAGCAGCAGCAGCAGCAGCAAGAUGAGCAAAAGCAAGUUGGCCAAUACCAGCAGGAACAGAGGCACUCAGGUAGCUCACUGAUGCAGCAGCAUCCUUACAACGAAUACACAUGGGAUGUUAACGCGAUAAAUCCUUGGCUUUCGGCUUGCGACCUGGCGGGUCCAGCGCCUGCCGAUCUUCAGGGGACAUGUGGACCACCUGAAGUGCCAAAGUACUGCCCGAUGCCGUGCAAAGGCCAGGGCGAUGCUAAAAAAAUUUACCGUGAGGUAGUCGAACGUCUCUACGUCCCGGUGACGUUGCGUACCGGUUCCGCUAAAUCAAACGGUAAAUGGAAAUCAUUUUCACAAUCAUCAUCAACCUCAUCAUCAUCAUUGUCUUCGUCGUCGUCGUCGUCAUCGUCAAGUGGUGGUAAUACAGCGGCUCCGGAUCAGUGCCUUUUUUACCUCGAGGAGUCGCACAAAGAUGAUAUCUGUCGGGAUGAUUUUGCGCGAUCAGAUUCAUUAAGUUUUUUAACCCCCAGAGAAAACCGGUAUUGGUUUGUAAGUGGUUUACGUUUACGUCAUUGUUGUGAACACGCGGCAAUAAAUGCAUUGGCACCUGGCAAAGGUGGACCUCUCGAGGAUGUGCUUAAUGGUGGACGUAAAUGCGUCAAUGCACUAGACAAACUUCUGAGCGUCGACGCACUUGCCGCGAGACUUCACUGCGAAUUCGGCGAGGUCCUCGCUCGUUACGACUGCGCUCAGCAGUACUCGGUCAUCCAUAACUGCACACACUGCAAGGAGGCGUAUAGAAAAUGGGUGUGCAGCACCCUGGUGCCUUACUUCGCUCACGAAGGGCCGGCAGCAUCGUUGGGCUCGGAUCGGAACAUUGACUCGAGAUUGCGGCCCUGCAGGUCCUUCUGCCAAUCCGUGGAACAGCGCUGCCCUUAUCUACUUCCGGGUGACCGUGCGCCUGCUUAUCCGACCCAGUACGCCGGCGAGCCGACUUUCCUUUGCAGAGAUCCGAACAUACCGGAAACUGGUGAACAGGCGAUGAGAGCACUGCACGGUAACGAGAAAGAGGAAUGCUGCUUUCGCGUUUGUUCCGAGGAUCUACCAGGACUGGGUGUCUGCGCAAAUUGUACUGACCGUCAGCCUCGUGGACGUCUAUUUGCUGGUGAUCCUCCUACAGCACCUCACUGUGAAACUUCUCUUCCUAUUCAAUCUACAGGUCAACCUCACAGCCCAGAGUCGUCCUCGCCAGCGCCACUGUCGACCAUGAGUGCCUCCUCGCCCUGCAGCAGCAGCAACCUUCUGGCGUCGUCCUCAUCAGCGAGCCCUUCUUCGGCGGCCCCCUCGGUCCCGCUGGUCUACCUGCUCUGUAUCUGGGCCGUCGUUCUUUCUCUCAGCACCGGGCAGACUCUUUUUCCCUGGAGUCCAGCGGCGACAACAGCGGCCACCAAGCUGCUGCUUCUCCACUCUAAUUACGUGCCUCGACCUCAAAUUAACCGUAUGACAAGACAUAAAACAUCUAUAUAUCCAUUUAAAUUAUUCCCGAUCCACUUAAUUAUUAUUAGUACCAGCAGCAACAAUAAUAAUAUUAAUAUUAAUAAUAAUAAUAAUAAUAAUAAUAAUAAUAAUAAUAAUAAUAAUAAUAAUAAUACUUACGUGAAUAUAAACAUAACCGUAAAUACUAGUAGGCAUAAAUCAUCAAGUACAUUAGCGUCACUAAAGAUGCCAGCACAAUGUAAAUUAUUAUUAUUAUUUUUAUUUGUAUAUUACUACAAUUGGUCGUCGUUUUCACACGUGUCCUGGUGGUGGUGGUGGAGACGAAGUUGGCUGAACACGUGGCUAAAUGUCAUUAAAAUUAGUUAUUACCGUUACUACAGUAGUGAAAGUAGCUGUAGUUAUUAUUACGACAUAAAUAAUAAUAAUAAUAAUAAUAAUAAUGAUAAUAAUAAUAAUAGUAAUAUUAAUAUAUACUGCUGUUAUUGUGGUGUCAAAAUAAAAUUAAGACGUAUUAUUAUUAUUUUUAUUAUUAUUAUUAUUAUUAGGAUUAUAAUUAGUGACACCAUCGAGCGCUAUUACCCGCGGGUCAGGUGGCGCUCAAGUCGUCAUCGUCAUCGUUAUCGUCGUUGUCGUUGUCGUUGUUGUUGUCGUCGUGACGGAAGUUGGGGAUAUAGUACUAGAUUUAUUUGUAGUUUUAAUAGUUGUAUUUAUAGUAGUUGUAGUAAUAAUAAUAAUAAUAAUAAUAAUAAUAAUAAUAAUAAUAAUAAUAAUAAUAAUAAUAAUAAUAAUAAUAAUUUAAAAAAUAUAAAUAAAUCGAAAUUAAUAAUAAUAAAUAUAAAUAUUAAUAAGUCAAGAAGAAAAUACAGGCGGUUCUGUUAUUACAGUCCUUGGAAAUGGAAGCUGGGAUUUUUGUAGCAUUUAAAUUUUUGGAUAUUAAAAUAUUAAUAAUAAUAAUAAUAAUAAUAAUAAAUAAUAAAACGAAUAAUUUUUAAAGCUGGAAAUCCAUGUUGAUAUAUAUAUUUCUUGGCUUCCGGUAUACCGAUGACAGGGUCAGGCCAAAUAAAAGUAAACGUCACGACAAGGAUUAAAAAGUCGGCCGCUAAAUAAAUUUAUAUUUUAUUUAAAUGCUAUUUGUUCGCACACACACACACGCACACGUCAUGACGGUGACUUUGUUCAUUUUUUUUUAUACUUCUCUCCCUGGAUUUGAAGACGGGCGAUAGGUUUGUUGAUAAUAAAUGUAGGCGGCUGUUGGGUUUUUCGAGCGAGAGUUCGAGUUUAUAUUUUGUUAGAGCGAGAGAUUUAGAUUUUUAAAUGAAAUAUAAAUAAAUAUAAUAAAAUAUAUGAAGAUUUAUUUACGCAUAAAUAUAUAUUUGGUUUUAAAUUUAUUAAUAUAUGUGUGGGCGUGGGUGUAAUCGCGUUGGAUGCCAGAAUGAUGAAGGAGAAAAUAAAAAAAUGCUUCAUAAAUAUGGAUAACGAGAAUGCGAUUGACGAAUUAACACAUCGACGGUUCUACAGUGAUAGUAAAUUAAUAAAUAAAUAAACAAUAAUUUUAAAUAAAUAAAUAAAGGAAUAGAAAAUUUUAAAAUGAAUUUCAAAAAAAAAUUAGUGAUAAAAAUUUUAAAUGAAAAUAUUUAAAAUUAUUAUACAAAAAAUCACUUAUGUAUACAUGCAAUUUUUAGAUAACGAAAAAAAAAACACUAGUAAAGUGACGAGGGUUUAGUAGAGGAUGACACCGACUGGGAAUUGUUGAGCACAAAGAGUUGGAUCUGGUGGAAAAAUAAAAUAAAAUAAAUAAAUUACUUGUAUGUUUGCGUGGGAGUGAGUGUGAAGGGAUGAAUGAGGUGGGGUAGAGGGAGGGAGAGGGAGUGAUACCAAAAGGGUUCCGGGUUGAGGAGGGUGAGAGUCGAGCUGUAGCUUAUAGUCUCCUGUAGCCUAUUGAGGGAGUUGGCAAAUGGGAUUAAAUAGAGAGAAAUAAAUGAGCAUGAAGGCGGUUAUUGUUAUCGAGGUAUAAUAUGUGUUCGUUUAGAAAUUAUAAUACAUUAUAUAUAUAUAUAAUAAUAAUAAUAAUAAUAAUAAUAAUAAUAAUAAUAAUAAUAAUAAUAAUAAUAAUAAUAAUAAUAAUAAUAAUAAUGAUAUUACUGGUAAUGAUUAUGAUGAUAAUCGGUAUUGCAUUGAUGGAAGGAAGUUAUCAAGUGACAGAUUGACACUUUCGUGGUACUGGGGGAAGAUUAAUUAUUUUUUUUACCAGGAUGAUGGAUUAAUUAAUAAGUUGUUGUUUGUUUAUUGGUUUUUUAAUGAGUCUACACGGAAAAAAAAACUUUUGCUGCAACAGGACUUGCCCUGUAACUGCAACAGGAAAGUCUCGUAGUAUUCACAAGAUCAGUCCUGCUGCAGUCACAGAAAUAGAUCUGUGACUGCAACAGGACUAGUCUUCUAGCUGCAUCAGGAUUAUUCCUGUUAUAGUUGCAGAUCUAUUCCUGCUGCAGCUGCAGGUAUAUUUCUGUUGCAGCCACGGGAAUAUAAAUGUUACUAAAUCAGGAAUAAUCCUGUGGCUACAAUAGAAAUAAACCUGCAGCUGCAGAAGGAAUAGAUCUGCAACUAUAACAGGAAUAAUCCUGAUGCGGCUACAAGACUAGUCCUGUAGCUGCUACAGAAAUUUUCUGUUGUAGCAACAGUUAUUUUUUUUUCUGUGGAUAAAGAAAGGUGAAGAUUGAAAUGUAUAAUGUAUGACUUACCUGUUUUAUUUAAUAUUAAAAUUAUUUAUAAAAGAUCGAGGUGAAAUGAGGAUUUAAUUUAGGAUCUCAAGGCGAUGAAACGGCGUUAUGGAGUUUAAAUUCGUGAUGAAUUACUUUUAAGUGAAGUUAAUGAGUCGUGAAUAAGUAAUCGGGUGUUGACGGGGGUUACUUUUACUCGACGUUAUUACUGUGUAAUUUAAAACGAUAAUUUUGCGGAUCAUUUUAGAAUAAUUAAAAACUACGAGCUGCUCAGUGUUUUUAAAAUAAAUUAUUUGAUAGAAAAAAAAUUUUUUUUGGAUACCGGAUACGGAUUUUUGAUUUUUUUAGUGGAUUUGAAAAUAAGACGGCUUGUAUUGACUGUCAGUAAUUUUUUUUUGCAAAAUGGGAGAGACUGAAAUAAUGAAACAAUUUUUUUUUUAUUUUUAGUAAAAUUGGGUGGCGGAAAAAUUUUGAAAAAUAAAUUUCAAAUCUUAUCAGUUGUUAAAAUAAUGAGCUACAAUUAUUCAAGCCAAUUCAAAAACAAAAUUACGCCUUUGCAAGUAAAUUUGAAUUUUUUAAAAUUUUAUUUUUUUGAGUGUAAAAAAUGAAGAGAACUUUUGGAAAAAGUUUAAUAGCUGAACCGUUGUAUUUUUUUUUCAAAACACGAACUGACCGAUUUAAAUUUCCCGCCGAUUCAAAAAUAUUUAAAUAGAAAACUUCGAGUAGCGAACGAGUUUCUAAUUAUUUUAAAAUAAUCUAUGGUUCAAGUUAUCGAAACAGGUAGUCAUACAUUUCAAUCUUAUAUAUAUACAUAUAUAAAAAUUUUAUAGACUUGAUUUAUACAUGAAUUUGAAAUAAAUCGGAAUAUAAAUAAUUUAUAAUACAAGAUUUGAUAAAAAAAAGUAAAUAAAAGUAAAAAUCGGUAAAAUAUAAAUUUUAUUUACAUGUGUAGUAAAGUAUAACUAUAAAAAGACAUACGUACAUAUAAAGAAUGACUUUUCCAUCUGUAAAGUUACAAAGCAUUUGUACUAAAAAUAUAAAUGGGUUUAAAAAUGAAUAUUGUCAUAAAUUUUUGUAGCGAAUAAAAUAUAAUAUAAUAAAAUAAAAUAGUUAAAGGUGAUACGGGGGUAGAAAGCAAAAUGAUGGCGUGUAAAAAUAUAUAUAUAUAUACCACAUAUUUUUCCUCCCCUUUCUAUAAUUUUUUUUAAUUUCCGUCUACCAAAAAUUAAUAUAAAUACAGGACAUGGCAAAAUUAAUGGCACUAAAGGGGAGGCAAAAUGGUUAAUGAAUAUAUAAAUAUAUAAAAAAAUCAAAAGUAGAUGGCGCUUCGUGAAUUAUCGAGAAGUACAAAGCAGGAGUUAAAUAAUAAAUUUAAUUUAAAUAAAAUAAAUAAUAAUUGUUAUUAUUAUUAUUGUUAUUAUAAGUUAGUAUAUUAAUAUAAAUACUCCGGUCUUGGCAAAUAAAAUUUCAAUUUUAAAAAUUUAAGCCUCUUAAUAAAAAAUAUUUAAAAUAUAUAUUUAUUUACAUACGUAAUUAUUUAUCCCACCUCGAUAUUUACUUCCGUCCCUCACUGCCCUCUAACGUCACUUUAACACCCCUUUCAAUCCUAUAUACAUAUAUGUCACACACAUAUAUAUGUGUACAAUGUAUACAAGGUGUCCAAAAAGUACCGCACAUAAAUUACGCGGCCGACAGAGGGCGCGAUUCUGAGACCAAAAACCCUCUAGUGUUUUUGAAUCCAACCCACAGGAAAUUAGUAAUUAAUUUAGAAAAAGUGACCAAUCAGAAGCUCUCCAGCGGAAAAAGUAUAGUGGGGGUAUCCCUACUCCUGCACGAAUCCCCACUCUUCCUUGGUUGAGGUGCGCUUCUGAUUGGUCACUUGUUUCUAAUUAAUAAUUAAUUACCUAUGGGUCAGAUUGAAAAAUGCCAGAGGACUUUUUGGCUCAAAAUUGCGUCCUCUGUCUAAUAAUCGUUGAAUUUAUGUGCAGUACUUUCGGGACACCCUGUAUAUACAUGAUAUAUGUGUAUUGUAGUGUAUUGCAUUGUAGUAUAUUAUAUUAUAUAUAAUAUACUGGAAUGACCGACCACGAAACAAAGGUCACGAUACGCACAAAUGAAAUCCACGAUACACAUCACCACUAUUUAAUUAAACGACUCGUUUAAUUAACUAUUAACGUUUGUGAUGGUUGUGUAACUUAUGCAAGACGGGAGAACGCUCAUAGUGUAGACAUUUCACACUCCAUUGUUACCAAUUACUCAUUUAUUAAACUAGUUAUUAAAACUUUUGUUAUUAUUUUAUAUUUUACGGUAAUUGAGUGAGAGGAAAUAAUGUAAUUAAAAAUUAAUAAGUUAAUUAUUGCUUUUAUAAUUGUUUUUUUGUACUGUAGUAGGAUAUCAUUUAUUCAUAUAAUUAUAUAUUUGAAUAAU